AAAAAAAAAAAAAAAAAAGAAGAGCAAAGAUCAUCAUACGUGAGUUCGCGAGUUGUGGAGAGACACGGAGGGAGAGAGAGCGGCCAGAAUUUGCGAAUUCAACUCAAACCGCUUCCAGCUCUGAGAACCUAGGGAUUAGGAGUAGACGGCAUAGUUUGAUCGAUUUGUAUUAAGGUUCCUUUGGAAUUGUAUGUGUAUAUGUGAACUUGUGUAUGUGUUCUAUAGUAUCUAGGGUUUGGCGAUUGAGCCCUGUUGUUGUGUGCCUUGGAUGUUAAUGGAGAUAUAAGGGUGGGUUUCUUCAGGGUUUAUUUUCCGAUGGGGAGCACCGGUGAGCCUGACCGGAAACGGCGUCACUUCAACUCUAUCUCACCCACUGCCGCUACUGCCAAGAAGCAGCCCUUUUUGCCCUUGUCUGAAGAAAAGAAGCUUGAUACCACAGUGCUUCAGUAUCAAAAUCAAAAGCUUGUUCAAAAGUUAGAGGCUCAAAAAGUUGAGUGUGCUGUUCUGGAAAACAAAUUUUCUCAACUAAAGGAGAAACAACAGGCAUAUGAUGAGAACAUAGCAUUGGUCAAUAGAGCUUGGAAAGAGCUGAUUAAUGGCUUGGAAUCAUUCUCUAGCACUGAACAAUUGAUAAAUGGUGUACAAGAAGCUAAGACUCAAUUGAUCACGGAGGCUUUGUCUCCCCCUGAGGAUGCCUUUUUAAUCCGAUUAUUAGAAACAGGUGCUACUGAAAGUAGCUCUGCUAGUAAACCCAUGGACCAGAAUGAUAGAGAGACAAGCACAGGUAAUGAGAAGUCCCAGAACAUAUUACGCAAUCUUGUGUCUGCAAUUGAUGAUUUGUGGUGCUUAAAAGAUGCGCUGCAUGAAUCAAAUUUGAAGGCAAUUCCAGAAGAUGAUUCAUCUAGGCGAAAGGAAUCCACUGAUUUAUUGGAUGACAUUACAACUUUAAGAGCGAAGCUUGGUGAUCUUCAUUUGAGUCACAGAAAAUUGUCAUGGGAACUGCAGUGCCACCUAGAUUGUGAUGCAAAGAAUAAAGCUGAGAUUAAACGUUUAAAGACGGAACUGGAUAGUACUGUUGCAGAGUUAGAUGAAAGUAACUCUAAAUUGGCAAGUCUGAGAGCAGACAUGGAUGCAGCAAAAGGAGCACUCUUCCCUGUCCUAAAUUUAGUGAAUAAGCAGGCUGCUGUUGACAAGACAAAAGAUAAGCAAAAGGAUUUGCAAGAUAUGGAGUCUGCUCUCAAGGAAUUAUUGGACCAAACAUCUUGUCAACUACAUGAACUCAAGCACCUCCAUGAAGAAAGGAUAGGAAUUCUGAAACACUUAUCUGAUUUGCAGAAUACUGUGAAGAAUUUGAAUGGCAUUUCCUCAUCCCAACCCUAUGUGCUGUUAAGGGAGCAGCUUGCAAAGUCAAAAGCAGAUCUGUUCCAUUAUCUGGCACUAUUUGAGAAACUACAGGCUGACAAGGAUAGCCUGGCCUUGGGGGAAAAAGAAAUGAACAUGAGAAAUGAUUUACUUGAUAUUUUGCAACGAAAUUCAGCAAUUACUGAAUCUAGAAUUACUGAGUUUGGAAUUGAGAUACAGAAACAAAUUAGUGAGCAAAAUCUGAUUGAGAAUAGGCUGGAAGAUGCAUUCAGGGAACCUGGUAGGAAAAAAAUCAUUGCAGAGUUCAAAGCCUUGGUUUCCUCAUUUCCAGAGGACAUGGGUAGCAUGCAAAGUCAGCUAAGUAAAUACAAAGAUGCUGCUUCGGAUAUUCAUUCUCUUCGGGCAGAUGCCCAAUCUCUUUCUAUUGUUCUUAAUAGGAAGGCUAACGAGCUGGGAAAAUUAUCAGCUUCAUCAGCUGACCAAGUUACUGAAGUACAGAAGUUAGAAUCUAAGGUCCAUGAUUUGAAGGAGUGUGAUCAAGAGUUGAAGCUCUUUUUGGAAAUGUAUAGGCGUGAAUCUACUGAUUCAAGGGAUAUGAGUGAAGCUAGGGAUUCUGAAUACCAGGCAAGGGCUCAUGUUCAAAGCUUGAAAUCCUCCCUUGAUGAGCACAAUCUGGAAUCGCAGGUCAAAGCAGCAAUUGAAGAUGAGGCCAUCACUCAGCAAAGGCUAGCUGCAGCUGAAGCUGAGAUUGCCAACUUAAGAGAAAAGUCGGAAGGUUCUAAAAGAGAAAACUCCAGGCUUUCAGAUGUUCUGAAGUCCAAGCAUGAGGAAAAUGAAGCCUACCUGUCUGAAAUAGAGAGUAUUAGCCAGGGAUACGAUGAUAUGCAAACUCGAAACCAACAACUCCUGCUGCAAAUUACAGAGAGGGAUGAUUACAACAUCAAGCUUGUUCUAGAGGGGGUGCAGGCAAGACAGCUAAGAGAUCUUCUAGUGUUGGAGAAACAGUUUAUGGAGAAGGAAAUUCAACAAGACAAGGAGUCUGUUAUUUUCUGUGAAAUGAAAAUAACAAGACUUGAGGAUCAGUUAAAAAUGUCUUCGGACCAAAUUCAGAAACUCGCAGAAGAUAGAGUUCAGGGUUUAGCCAAUUUGGAGAUUGUACAAAAGAAAAUGUUGGAUGUGCAGAAAUCAUGUCAGCCACUGAGGGAGACACUGGACACAUUACAGUCCAAGGUAGAACAAAGUCGAUCAGCUCUUGUUAGCUUGGAGAUUGAGCUGGAAAAAGAGAGGUUUGAAAAGAAAAGACUAGAAGAGGAAUUAGAAGUUGCAAGGAGAAAGGCUUUGCGUCUCAGAUCACAGACAGAGGGCUCCUCAAUAGUUGAGAAACUUCAGGAGGAGCUCAAGGAAUACAGGGAAAUUCUGAAGUGCAGUAUUUGCCUCGAAAGGCCAAAAGAGGUUGUCAUCACAAAAUGCUACCACCUAUUUUGCAAUCCUUGCAUUCAAAGAAUUUUAGAGACUCGCCACCGCAAGUGCCCAGUUUGUUCUGCAAGUUUUGGACCUAAUGAUGUCAAACCUGUUUAUAUUUGACCAGAAACUGGAAGAUAGUCUUCUCUGCUGCCUGCUGAUGAGACUCACCUCCCCCGCAGUGCCUAUGAUUAAGGAUUCGGGUGCAAGUGUCCACAGGUUCACACAUGUAAUGCUAUAUUAGAGGAGGUUGAGAUGAAACAUUGACGGGAAACAAUGAAAAUUCCUGUCAUUUUUCCAGUUUGACGUGUGAAUCCGGGUGGAUUUGGCAUUCUGGUUUUAGAAUGUUUAUUUCAUAUAGCUUCUUAGUGCAGUGAAUUUAUGUAGUUUGGGUUCUCCAUAACUGUUUGGAGGAACUAGUUCUUUCAAUUUUAUUAUUUGCAGAAUUUUCUGAAUCAAUUAAGUGCUAGGCCUAAAUGAAUUAUGUUAAGCCAUAAAAGUGGCUGUUUGAUUUCAA
This is a messenger RNA of Diospyros lotus (date-plum), 3340 nucleotides long. RefSeq names its product E3 ubiquitin-protein ligase BRE1-like 1. Gene Ontology annotation, molecular function: metal ion binding; ubiquitin protein ligase activity. The transcript is spliced from 19 exons. Bases 316 to 2946 code for a protein of 876 amino acids. Gene Ontology annotation, cellular component: HULC complex; nucleus. NCBI's taxonomy places the organism in Eukaryota, Viridiplantae, Streptophyta, Magnoliopsida, Ericales, Ebenaceae. The record is from RefSeq and is a predicted model, not a curated record.